AUGCGUAAAAAACAUUUUCUUGAGGUGUUGUUCCUAAUGGAGACUAUGAAUUAUAGAAACGUUUUGGUUGAUCUUCAGGUUUGGCUGGGGUAUGAUAAGCUAGAUUCAGUCUCUUUCUAUGCGUCAUGUGUUUAUGGUCCUUCGGAUUGGAGUAGUAGAUGCGAGUUGUGGGAAAGGCUCUCCCGCAUUGGGGUAAAUAGAAAGGAUGGGUGGUGUGUCUUUGGUGAUUUUAAUGAUAUUCUGCAUAAUGGGGAGAAAGUUGGAGGUACAUGGAGAGCAGAUGAAUCUUUUGAGCCUUAUAAUCAGAUAAUAAAAGCCGAAAAAUUAGAGGAACUUCCAAGUCAUGGUGAUGGUUUACAUGGGGAGGAAGAAGGGGAAAUCUGUGGAUCCAAUCUAGGCUUAACUGAUGUUUUGGCAACAGAGCUUGGUCUCAGAAGUUUCCUUGCUCAAACCAGCUCUUUAUGGCUAAAAGAGGAUCAGAUCAUCGUCCUAUUUGAUCGAAGAUUGUUGGACCUAGAUGGCAUCAAGGACAGUGUCACCAAUGCUUGGCAUGUUGCUGAUGGUAGUAGAAUGGGAACGGUUUCGUCCAGAUUAAAAGCAUGUAGAAAAGCUCUAAGUGCUUUGAAGAAAAGAUCAGAUAUGAAUUCAAGGGAGAGAAUUAGACAAUUGGAGUUUGACUUGGAGCAACAGCAGUCGUCGCAUGAUCCCUCGGUAUAUCAGAUUCAUGCUUUGAAAAGAGAUUUGGUAAAAGCCUAUAGAGAUGAAGAAAUUUAUUGGUGGCAGAAAAGCAAUGAAAAAUGGAUGUAUGCGGGGGAUCGAAACACAAAGUUCUUUCAGAACUCUGUAAAGGCGGCCCGGGCUAAGAACAACAUUGAGAAGCUGUUGAAUGACAGAGGAGAGGAGUCGUCAAAUCCUAAGCCUUUUGAUAGCUGGUUCCAAGGCAUGGCUCCAAGGGUGACAGAUCAAAUGAACUGGUUUCUGAAUAAACCAGUGACAGCUGAAGAGGUAAAGGAAGCGAUGUUUUCUAUUAAACCUUCCAAAGCCCCAGGACCAGACGUGUCGUAUUCUAUCUUGAUUAAUGAUCAGCCUCAUGGCUUAGUAGUGCCACAGAGGGGUUUGAGACAGGGAGAUCCGCUUUCUCCAUUCCUGUUUGUGCUCUGCGCUGAAGGUCUCUCACAUCUAUUGACGAAAGCAGAGGAGGAAGGCUCGAUAACAGGAAUGAGUUUUGGUGAUCAUGGACCUUCGGUUAAUCAUUUGCUUUUUGCUGAUGAUUGCUUGUUGGUUUGUAAAGCAAAUGAGGAGCAAAGUGAUCAUUUGUUAAGAGUUCUUCAUAGAUAUGAAGAGGUGACGGGCCAAGUAAUCAAUCCUACCAAGUCUUCAAUUACUUUUGGGAAAGGGAUAUCAGAAGAGGUUAAGAGUAAUGUCAGAAGAAAGAUGGGGAUUGAAGCGGAGGGUGGAGCUUCUAAAUAUCUUGGUCUUCCAGAAUGUUUAAAGGGAUCAAAGGUUGGCAUGCGAAGACCCUUUCUCAAGGGGGUAAAGAGGUUCUCCUAA
Molecule: messenger RNA, 1551 nt
Organism: Brassica oleracea var. oleracea
Lineage: Eukaryota; Viridiplantae; Streptophyta; Magnoliopsida; Brassicales; Brassicaceae
Exons: 6
Coding region: 1-1551 (516 amino acids)
Source: RefSeq, a predicted model, not a curated record